AUGUCAUCAUCGAAUUCACCGUGCGCAGCGUGCAAGUUUCUGCGGCGGAAGUGCACGCAAGAGUGCGUGUACGCACCGUACUUUCCACCGGACAACCCUCAGAGGUUUGCUUACGUGCACAAGGUUUUCGGCGCCAGCAACGUGGCCAAGCUGCUGAACGAGCUCAACGCUGCGCAGCGAGACGACGCAGUCAAGUCCCUUGCUUAUGAGGCGGAGGCCCGCCUUAGGGACCCCGUCUACGGUUGCGUGGGCCUCAUCUCGGUCCUCCAACACAAGCUCAGGCAGAUCCAGGUGGAACUCAAUAAUGCCAAGAAGGAACUCGCAACCUAUAUUGGACCCCAGGCUAUGCAGGGCAUGCCCACCACCAUUCUACAACAUCACCCCAACAACGCUAUUGCCUCCUCCCUUUACCCUUAUAACGGCAACAUGCCAUCUGUGCACGGAGGCCAGUUGGUGAUUCGCGACCCUCAGCCGCCGCAGCAUCAGAUCUUGGAAGCUCAGCAAAUGGCUGCGGCUGUGGCCGCAAGAGAGCAGCAGGAGAUGUUCAGGAGUUACGAGCAUCAACAGCAGCAAGAAUUCCUGAGGUUCAGUGGUGGGUUCGAUGUGGGUUCCGUUUCUUCUGGUGGUGGUGGGUUCAGCCAUGUGUCCCCAGCUUCUGCUGCAACGGCUGAUCAGUUGUCUCCGUCAUUGGCUUUGGGAUCCUUCGACAACAGUUACCAUAUGCAGCAACCACAGCAAGGAGAACCCCAUCCUCACCACCUUCCACUUCAGGCUCAGCUACUGCUUCCUCCGCAGCAGAAGCAAGCGCAACAACAAACCCAUCAGUCACAACUGCCCCACCACCACCAGCAACAGUCGGAAAGCGAGGAGUGUAGGAGUGUCGGUCCAUCUUGUUGA
Gastrolobium bilobum is the source of this 897-nucleotide messenger RNA. Its product is annotated as LOB domain-containing protein 36. The transcript has a single exon. The record is from RefSeq and is a predicted model, not a curated record. Lineage: Eukaryota; Viridiplantae; Streptophyta; Magnoliopsida; Fabales; Fabaceae. Bases 1 to 897 code for a protein of 298 amino acids.